Molecule: messenger RNA, 1554 nt
Organism: Babesia ovata
Lineage: Eukaryota; Apicomplexa; Aconoidasida; Piroplasmida; Babesiidae
Exons: 1
Coding region: 1-1554 (517 amino acids)
Source: RefSeq, a predicted model, not a curated record
AUGAGUCAGAAGCCUUUGGCGAAUAAGUAUGACACAGAAGGUAAAACACUGCAUAAAGCAGUGACCGGAAAAAUUAUUGCGAAUAUCACCGCCGAUGUCAUUAAUCCGGCUGCUGGCACCUUUGGUGGAAGUCCCGAAGGAAAGCGCGUUGAUGAAAUUUUGAAAGCCGUCAAAGAGGUUUGUGAGACUUUUGCCAAUAAGCUGGAGAUGCAAAUUCCGACUAAGGUUACUAUAAUUGUAGGAGCCAUUGAGAGUGAAGGUUCGUUGAAAAUAAAGAAUAAGGGCUCCCUAUAUAACGGUGAUCUAAAUUCCGCCGUCCAACGCAUCCUUUUUGCACUCGCCGCCAACGCAAAGAAUAUCGCCGCCGAACUCCACUCAUUGGUCCUCGAGACUAGACCCUCUGGCUCAGACACUAGCAUCGCAGGCAAAAUAAAGGAGGCUCAUGAAAAGAGUGAGACACUUAAAGGUCAGUUUGACACGGCGACUGGGAAAGGAGCCGCUGCCGGAUCCAACACCAACCACGCCCAAGCCGUCGACAACGCCAUCACGCAGGUGCAGACACAGGUUCAGCAUAUCACCGGCCCAGCAGACAACGUAAAUCUAGGCGACAGCUCCAUCAGCACCAAACGCGACAAAGCCUACACCCCCCUCGACCAAGCGAUCAAGAACAUCAGUGGAGAAGCCUCUGCUCUCAGCGUCGAACCCACCGAAACUAAGCUCAAAGAGUGGUCCGGCAAAAUUAAAGAUGAACUAAGCAAAAUAGUCGACGCAUUCGUCUUCCACGGCACACUCAUCAAAGGCAUUUUGACCAAGCUCGAAAAGGACCUUGGCAGAGGCAAGUUGGAUAAAAAUACUCUCCAAGACCUCCACAAAAAAUUGACGGAGCUCCAACAAGGCCCGGUGACCAAGGCCCUGAAUGAAGCCAACGACAUUCUAGAAAAGGCAGAAGAAGUGACGAACAAUACACUGAGGCCUCUGAAAAACAAAGUUGACCAACAAGUCUCCUCCGCAAUCUCCGAGCUGAGCACCCUAGCCAGAAAGCAGUACAUUUCCUCUAUCCAAUCCAUGCUCACCGAAUUCUCCAAGAAGGUUGAGGAGGAGCUGGAAGGAGUACCCGAAGAAAUCGAAAAAGAUUUGGAGCAGGGACACAAGAAGUUUAUGAAAUUGUUUGAAGAUAAUUUUGUCACGAGAGCCAAAGUUAUUGCAGAUAUCGAUCCUAAUAAGUUUACGAAAGCAGAGCCUCCACUGCACCAGGCGGCAAGAAGGUUAAGUGGCGCAAUAAGUGCUUUAUUCAUCAAUUGCCAAAAGGUUGCAGAUUUAAAGUCAGACUUCGGCAUAAUGAAGCCUACACAAAAGGCUCUUGACAGAGUGCUUACAGGCCUCUGGGCAUCCAAUCAUUUCGACAACAAAUUUUCUAAUAAUUUGGAUGCACUGAAUGAUACGUUAGCUACAUUCAAUCCCAAGACAUACGGUGAGGGAAAAUAUCCUUAUAUUCUCGAGUCGUUUAAAAAGGCUUCGCGGCAUUAUUCACGAAGCUGGAGCACGCGUACGUGA